AUGGAAGAUAGCUCCAGCAAUACUAUAUUGCAUAUGGCAGGGAUGUUAACAGAACAUACUCCUAUCGAUCACAUAAGAGGUGCAGCUUUGCAAAUGCAAAGAGAAGUUCAAUGGUUUAAGGAGGUAGAACACAUUUGCCCUCUCUCUUGUAAGGAACGUUUAAACAGAGAUGGGUUGACUCCCAAACAAUUGUUUACUGCGACUCACCAAAAAUUGAAAGAAAGGGGAGAGAAAUGGAUGAAAGGCACAGCAACUUCUUCAACAGUGGUAGGCGCUCUAGUUAUUACCAUUACGUUUGCAGCGGCAUUUACUAUUCCCGAUGGUAACAACCAAGAUACAGGCUUGCCAAUCCUUCUGGAUAACAAAUUGUUUAAGAUCUUUAUGGUAACUAAUACCAUGUCACUCUUUUCUUCCUCAACUUCAGUAUUGACAUUUUUGGGAAUUCUCACUGCACGUUAUGCGGAAGAAGACUUUCUUACAUCCUUACUUAAAAGGAUGAUAAUAGGCCUCUUCACCCUCUUCUUCUCUAUUACAACAAUGAUGAUAGCCUUUUCUAGUGCUCUUUUACUUAUAUUACGUGGACAAAUAUGGUUUGUUGCUCCUAUCAUUGGUUUGGCAGGUGUUCCCAUAAUCCUAUUUGCAUUGAUGCAGUCUCGCCUUCUUUUUGACAUGGUUGUUUCAACCUAUGGACCAGGCAUCUUCGAUAGGAAAAUGAAGGCAUGGCUUUAA
This is a messenger RNA of Juglans regia (Persian walnut), 729 nucleotides long. Its product is annotated as ankyrin repeat-containing protein ITN1-like. The record is from RefSeq and is a predicted model, not a curated record. Lineage: Eukaryota; Viridiplantae; Streptophyta; Magnoliopsida; Fagales; Juglandaceae. The transcript has 2 exons. The coding region runs from base 1 to 729 and encodes 242 amino acids.